Aureobasidium uvarum is the source of this 1587-nucleotide messenger RNA. The record is from the annotation of a GenBank genome assembly. Lineage: Eukaryota; Fungi; Ascomycota; Dothideomycetes; Dothideales; Saccotheciaceae.
AUGAAUUUCGCUACCUUCUUGACGCUCUUCAGCUCCAGCGUUUCCGUUUUGGCAGCAUCUGCCGCUGAUUGGCGCUCGAAGUCUAUCUACCAAGUCCUGACCGAUCGAUUCGCACGUACCGAUGGAAGCACCACAGCCGCCUGCAAUCCCGUCGGCAAAUACUGUGGUGGCACUUACCAGGGCAUCAUCAAGCAACUGGACUACAUCCAGAACAUGGGAUUCACUGCUAAUAGNAUCUGGAUCUCUCCUGUUACUUAUCAGAUACAGACCUGGACACCCUACGGCGAACCAUGGCAUGGCUACUGGCAACAAGACCUGUACAAGCUCAACAGUGCUUUCGGCACUGCAGACGAUCUCAAGGCUUUGGCCACGGCCCUACACAACAGAGGCAUGUAUCUCAUGGUCGACAUUGUUGUGAACCACAACGGCUGGAACGGUAAUGCGAGUUCAGUCGACUACAGCAUGUUCAAGCCCUUCGACAACGUCGAGUACUACCACAACUUCUGUGAUGUCGACUACAGCAACAACACCAGCAUCCAAGACUGCUGGUUGGGCGACUCGAACGUGGAGCUUGUCGAUCUUCGAACAGAAGAUGCUGUAGUCGCACAAGAGUACCAGACAUGGAUUCAGCAGUUGGUCGCCAACUAUUCCAGUAAGUCAGUGAACAUCAGUGCAGAAUCUUGGCUUAUCUUCUGUUANGUCGAUGGUCUCCGCAUCGAUACUGUCAAGCAUGUCGAUACUGCAUUCUGGCCUGAGUUCGGAGAAGCCGCUGGUGUGUUCGUCACGGGCGAAGUGACCAACGGCGAUCCAUACGGUCUUUGCCCUUACCAGAACUACAUGGACAGUGUUCUGAACUACGCGAUGUACGUGCAAAGUCUAAGGAACAACGUUUCUUCUUGCUUACAUUGCUCAGGNUAUUACGCAGCCACAGAUGCCUUCUCCUCGACUGCUGGAAGCAUGUCCAAGUUCGUGAAUCAACUGAACGGCAUGAAGAGCCAAUGUAAAGACACCAGCGUUCUUGGAUCGUUCUCGGAGAACCAUGACCAGCCUCGCUUUGCAUCGUUGACCGAGGACAUGUCCUUGGCUAAGAAUAUCAUCAUCUACACAAUCAUGGGCGACGGGAUUCCCAUCUUGUAUGAAGGUCAGGAACAGCACUACAGCGGUGCCAAGGACCCCUACAAUCGUGAAGCUGUCUGGCUGAGUCAAUACAACACCGGCGCACCUCUUUACACUCUCACAGCAAGCGCAAACCAGAUUCGCAACCAUGCGAUCUUCGUCGAUGAAGACUGGCUUACUUACCGGAACUGGGUCAUCUACAGCGACAGCGCCAACGUCGCUAUGCGCAAAGGAUAUGACGGAUACCAGACCAUCACUGUUCUGACCAACAGGGGUGCCAGCAGUGCUGGGUAUACUCUCAGCGUUACUAACACUGGAUAUGAAAGUGGUACGAAGGUUGUGGACGUCCUGUCCUGCGAAGCUUUGACUGCAGGAAAGGAUGGAACCCUCACGGUAUCCAUGUCACAAGGUCUUCCUAGAAUCUACUACCCACUGGAGCUGUUGGAUUGCAGUGGCAUCUGCGGAUACUGA